This is a messenger RNA of Setaria italica (foxtail millet), 2077 nucleotides long. RefSeq names its product hydroxyproline O-galactosyltransferase GALT3. Gene Ontology annotation, cellular component: Golgi membrane. The transcript is spliced from 7 exons. Bases 89 to 1867 code for a protein of 592 amino acids. Gene Ontology annotation, molecular function: carbohydrate binding; galactosyltransferase activity. The record is from RefSeq and is a predicted model, not a curated record. NCBI's taxonomy places the organism in Eukaryota, Viridiplantae, Streptophyta, Magnoliopsida, Poales, Poaceae.
GGAUGCUACUCAACUCAGCCAACAGCCGAGACAACCGGCGGCACCCGCCUUCCGCCGUUCGGCGGCCCUCGACCCCUCGCUCGCUGCAAUGAGGAAAUGUUCCGGCGUGCUCCUCAUCUUCACCCUCGCCGUCGUGCUCCUCCUCCUCUCGCCCUCGCCCUCCCCAGCCCCACCACCCACCACCGCCGCCACCGGCCCGGUCGCCCACCUCCUCCCCUCCCUCCCAGGCCUCUCCGACCUCUACCCUCCCCCCGCCAACUCCACCGCCCAGCUCUCCUGGGGCCUCCUCCGCCCGCUCCUCUGCCGCUCCGACGCUCUCCCGGGCACCGCCACAGGCGUCCUCGAGGCCGCCGAUGCCUGGCGGAACCUCACCCUGGCCGUGGCCGCCGCCGCGGCAGACGAGGAGGGGCGCGCCCAAGGACCCAGCUGCCCGUCGUCCGUGGAAGGGGAUCUGGGCGCGGGCCGUGCCGGGAUCCCGUGCGGGCUCGCGGAGGGCGCCGCCGUGACGGUGGUCGGGGUGCCUAGGGAGGGGGCGGCCCGGUUCAUGGUGGAGAUGGUGGGUGCGGGCGGCGAGGUGGUUCUGCACGUCAAUGUGAGCCUGGGAGCCGCGGGGAUGCUGGUGGAGCAGAAUUCAUGGACGCCCCAGGAGGGGUGGGGGGAGUGGGAGCGGUGCCCACAGGAUGGUGAUGUCGGCAGCAGCAAUAGCAGCUUACAGCGAAGUCUAGUUGAUGGGCUUGUUCGUUGCAAUGAGAAAAUGGGUUCCAGCAUCAUCCAGGAGAAUAACAGUACCAUGAUAAAUGUUACUGGGAACCAACCUGGAGAUGGGCAGAGACCAAAAGAGCGCAGUCAGUUAAGUGGCAGCUUCUCAAUUGUUGAAGGAGAGCCUUUUACAAUAACUGUGUGGGCUGGUGUAGAGGGGUUCCAUAUCACAGUAAAUGGCCAGCAUGAAACAUCAUUUGCCUAUAGAGAGUGGUCAGAGCCAUGGUUGAUAGCAGAAGUCAAGGUUUCUGGUGAUUUGGAGCUCUUGUCAUUCUUGGCUAAUGGAUUGCCAGUUUCAGAAGAAAUAGACAUGGCUAGUGUCGCACUUCUGAAGGCCCCACCUCUGCCAAAGAAGCGAGCUUUUCUACUGGUGGGUGUUUUCUCUACUGGAAACAACUUCAAGCGGCGGAUGGCUCUGAGGCGAACAUGGAUGCAAUAUGAGGCUGUUCGCUCAGGCGAUGUAGUAGUCCGAUUUUUCGCUGGUCUUCAUAAGAGUGAGCAAGUCAAUAUGGAAUUAUGGAGAGAAGCUCAAUUGUAUGGUGAUAUCCAAUUGAUGCCCUUUGUUGACUACUAUAGUUUGAUCACUUUUAAGACCAUAUCAAUUUGUAUUUUUGGGACCAAAAUUGUUCCUGCAAAGUACAUCAUGAAAACAGAUGAUGAUGCUUUUGUUAGGAUCGAUGAAGUGAUCUCAAGCCUGAAGAAGAGCAACUCCCAUGGCCUUCUGUAUGGUCUUAUUUCUUUCCAAUCUUCACCACACAGAGAUAAAGAUAGCAAAUGGUUCAUCAGUAGGAAGGAAUGGCCUUACGACAUGUAUCCACCAUGGGCUCAUGGUCCCGGAUACAUAAUCUCACGUGACAUUGCUAAGUUUGUAGUCCGAGGCCAUCAGGAGCUGACUCUUCAGCUAUUCAAACUCGAAGAUGUGGCAAUGGGGAUUUGGAUCCAACAGUACAAGAGCAGCGGGCAGCAAGUAAACAUCGUGACCGAUGACCGGUUCUACAGUGAAGGAUGCGAUGCUGACUAUGUCCUUGCGCACUACCAGAGCCCAAGGCUUAUGAUGUGCUUGUGGGAGAAGCUUAAGACGGAAUAUCAAGCUAUAUGCUGUGAAUAGCAUCUGCAUCAACUUUCGCAAGUAGGAGAGCGAUAGGUUAGCCUCGUUGUACAACACAUUACUGAGAUUUUGACGCUUAGUGGAAAGUUGUUGGGACUACGCACGCAACACUUUGUAACAUUGGGUAACUCACUGAACAGAUGUUGAAGAGAGUUGUAAAGCAUAUGCUUGAGAGGCAGUUCCCACCUGCUGAUAGUUAUUAUUCUGCCA